Molecule: messenger RNA, 1539 nt
Organism: Manis pentadactyla (Chinese pangolin)
Lineage: Eukaryota; Metazoa; Chordata; Mammalia; Pholidota; Manidae
Gene: SLC25A11
Product: solute carrier family 25 member 11
Exons: 8
Coding region: 139-1083 (314 amino acids)
Biological process (GO): phosphate ion transmembrane transport; thiosulfate transport; malate transmembrane transport
Molecular function (GO): malate transmembrane transporter activity; thiosulfate transmembrane transporter activity; sulfate transmembrane transporter activity
Source: RefSeq, a predicted model, not a curated record
GCCGGCUCCCAGCUGGUGCAGGACCUAAGAGCCGGAGGGGCGUGCGCGCGCCUUCGCCCCUGUUGCGCGCUCGGUGUCACCUUGGCCGCGAGCGGGGCCGCGCGCGCACGGGACCAGGAGCCCGGGGCCAUUGAGGCGAUGGCGGCGACGGCGAGUCCUGGGGCCGGCGGGAUGGAUGGGAAGCCCCGUACCUCCCCUAAGUCCGUCAAGUUCCUGUUUGGGGGCUUGGCGGGGAUGGGAGCUACAGUUUUUGUACAGCCCCUGGACCUCGUGAAGAACCGGAUGCAGCUGAGUGGGGAAGGAGCCAAGACACGAGAGUACAAAACCAGCUUCCAUGCUCUCACCAGCAUCCUGAGGACAGAAGGGCUGAGGGGCAUUUACACCGGGCUGUCGGCUGGCCUGCUGCGCCAGGCCACCUACACCACUACUCGCCUUGGCAUCUACACUGUGCUGUUUGAGCGCCUGACUGGGUCUGAUGGUACACCCCCUGGCUUUCUGCUGAAGGCCCUAAUUGGCAUGACUGCAGGUGCAACUGGUGCCUUUGUGGGAACACCAGCCGAGGUGGCUCUUAUCCGCAUGACUGCCGAUGGCCGGCUUCCAGCUGAACAACGCCGUGGCUACAAAAACGUGUUUAAUGCUCUGAUUCGAAUUACCCGGGAGGAGGGUAUCCCCACACUGUGGAGGGGCUGCAUCCCUACCAUGGCUCGGGCUGUCGUCGUCAAUGCUGCCCAGCUCGCCUCCUACUCCCAAUCCAAGCAGUUCUUACUGGACUCAGGCUACUUCUCUGACAACAUCCUGUGUCACUUCUGUGCCAGCAUGAUCAGUGGCCUGGUCACCACUGCCGCCUCCAUGCCUGUGGACAUUGUCAAGACCCGGAUCCAGAACAUGAGAAUGAUUGACGGGAAGCCGGAAUACAAAAAUGGACUGGAUGUGCUGGUGAAGGUUGUCCGCUAUGAGGGCUUCUUCAGCCUAUGGAAGGGCUUUACACCGUACUAUGCCCGUCUGGGUCCCCACACCGUCCUCACCUUCAUCUUCUUGGAGCAAAUGAACAAGGCCUACAAGCGUCUCUUUCUCAGUGGCUGAGAUGGGUGAGGGGCCUGGAGCUGGUAUGCUGGCGCUUCCAUUCACCAGCUGCUUCUCCAGUCAGUGCACCCCGGAGGGCCUGAACUCUGCUGCCCUGGGCCCCUCUAUUUAUUUUCCCUCCACAGUGUGGUUCCCUCCUCGGGGGAAGAGGACUUUGGUCUGUCCUACCCCUGUUCCAGCUUGCCCUGCUUAUCCUGAUCCUCAGGAUAUCUCUGUCCUUGGCUGUGCCUCUAGGGGAGCCGGGGAACUCCCUGAGGAUUUCCGGCCUCCUCUUUGGUCUUAGUUUCAGGGCACAUAGGACUGCAGAAGAUCCCCCUUCUCGGUGUGGAAACCAAGGCAGUGUGGGGGGACAGCAAAGAGCAAAAGCUGUCAAGAUGGUCAAGGGGUCUGCAGUGGGCAGACAUGGCCUUUCCUCUCUACACCUCACUGAGGACAUAAUAAAUUGGAUUGAUCGCA